GAAGCGGGCGGGGGACGCCGGAGAGGGAAGCGGGGCACGGGAGCGCGGCGGGGCCUGGAGGGAAGGGGCCGGAGCUGGGCUGCGCGCCACGUGCGCCUUGGGGAGGGGGAAGAGGGCGCAUUGCGUACGGAGAGGUCCGGAGCUGCUCGCGUUUUCCGCCACGCCGAGGCCCCAGGCCAUGCUGUCAACCGGCGGGAGAAGAAGGGGCUGAGCGCCGGCGCUUGGGUUCCCGCCGCCAGCCCGCCUCCCUCCUCCGGCCGGGAGCCGCCCCAAGCCACCCACGCCUUCCCGGAGAGGGCUGCUGCGGCGCAACGGGGAGAGGCGGCACGAUGCGGCUGAGGACGGCGCGCCGGUGACCAGGGGGCCGGGGCCGGGGGGAGCCGGCCCGCCCGCCGCAGUGUCCCCGCCGCAAAGGUUGGGAGGGGGGCUCCGGAUCGCGCCAUCCGCGGGGAGGGAGCCAGCAAGUCCCCCCUCCGGCUCGCCCCUGCAAGGAACUGCGGCAGCCCCACGAUGCUUCGCCGGACGAUCAACCGCUUUUUUAUUGGGGAAGAUAAACGUGUUGGGACACGGACCAUCCUGGUUGGCCAUCGCCCAGUUUCUGAAACGGAGGCUUAUGUUCUGCAGAACUUCUGUGACAACAAGAUAAUCUCCUCCAAGUACACGGUCUGGAAUUUUCUCCCAAAGAAUCUCUUUGAACAGUUCCGAAGAAUUGCCAAUUUCUACUUCCUUAUCAUCUUCCUUGUACAGGUCAUAGUAGAUACACCAACAAGCCCAGUCACCAGUGGACUUCCUCUUUUCUUCGUUAUUAUUGUUACAGCUAUUAAACAGGGUUAUGAGGACUGGCUACGGCACAGGGCGGACCGGGAAGUCAACAAAAGCACUGUCUUUGUGAUAGAGGAUGGAAAGCGUGUGAAAAAAGAUUGUGAUGCAAUUGAGGUUGGUGAUAUAGUAGAAGUGUCAAUGGAUGAAACCUUUCCCUGUGACCUUGUAUUUCUCGCUUCGAGUAGCAAAGAUGGAACCUGUUACGUCACUACGGCUAGUCUGGAUGGAGAAUCAAACUUCAAGACUCACUACACUGUGCAGGACACUGCCAAACUCUCUACAUGCCAAGCCAUAGAUUGCCUUAUUGCCACAAUUGAAUGUGAACAGCCUCAGCCAGACCUCUACAAGUUUGUUGGGAGAAUUCACAUCUACACGGACAACCAAGAGCCUAUAGCCAGGGCACUGGGUCCUGAAAACCUCUUGCUAAAGGGAGCAGCGUUAAAAAUUACCCAGAAAAUCUAUGGUGUUGCUGUCUAUACUGGUAUGGAAACAAAAAUGGCUUUGAACUACCAAGGAAAAUCUCAGAAGCGCUCUGUGGUGGAAAAAUCAAUCAACGCUUUCUUGGUUGUUUAUUUAUUUGUUCUUGUGGGCAAGGCCGUGGUGUGCACGACUAUGAAGUAUUUCUGGAUAGAUGGAAAGUCUGUUGAUUUCCCUUGGUACAACCAAAAGACCCAAAGAGAAAGAGAGACCUUCAAGCUUUUAAAAAUGUUCACAGAUUUCCUGUCCUUCAUGGUCUUGUUCAAUUUCAUUAUCCCAGUCUCCAUGUACGUGACAGUAGAAAUGCAGAAAUUCUUGGGUUCUUUCUUCAUUACUUGGGACAAAGAGAUGUAUGAUGAGACAAUGAAAGAAGGGGCUUUGGUAAAUACCUCUGACCUCAACGAGGAGCUUGGCCAGAUUGAAUAUGUCUUCUCUGAUAAAACCGGGACACUGACAGAAAACACCAUGGAGUUCAUUGAGUGCAGCAUUGAUGGAUGCAAGUAUAAUGAUUCCGUUACAGAGGUUGAUGGGCUUGGAUAUUAUGAGAAAGCAGAAAAGAAUCAAGAAGAGCUGUUUCUGCGUGCUUUGUGUCUCUGCCACACUGUUCAGAUUCAGUAUAGAGAUAAAGUUGACGGAGCAAAAUCUCAUCGGGAGUCCUUCUUUCCAAAUUAUGUCUCCUCUUCUCCAGAUGAAAUAGCUUUGCUUAUGGGAGCUAACAAGUAUGGUUUCACUUUUCUAGGACAAGAAAAUGGUUUCAUGAAAAUAAAGAACUACAAAAAAGAAGUCGAGAGUUAUGAGCUGCUUCACGUUUUGGAUUUUGAUUGCGUCCGUCGUCGAAUGAGUGUUAUUGUGAGGAUGCCAUCAGGGAAAAUACUUCUGUUCUGCAAGGGAGCAGACUCCUCUGUGUUUUUAAGGGUGCCAGAGAAUGAAAUUAUGAAAACAAAAGUACACGUAGAACGCAAUGCAAUGGAUGGCUAUCGGACCCUUUGUGUAGCCUUCAAAGAAAUACCUGAAAGUGACUAUCUGAAAAUCAGUGUGAAGGUUAAAGAAGCUACAAUGGCUCUACAGGACAGAGAAGCAAAGAUGGCAGCAGUUUUCGAUGAGAUCGAGAAAGACAUGCAUUUGAUUGGGUCCACUGCUGUGGAAGACAGACUCCAGGAGCGUGCAGCAGAAACCAUUGAGGCCUUGCACUCUGCCGGCAUGAAGAUCUGGGUGCUGACUGGGGACAAGAUGGAAACUGCCAAGGCCACCUGCUACGCCUGCAGACUCUUCCAGUCCAACACUGAACUGCUUCAGCUGACGACAAAAACCGUGGGCGAGGACUACCAUAAAGAAGAACAGCUGUACAAGCUAUUAAUGGAAUAUCACAGAAAGGUGGUGAAUGAGACGCCUGAAGACAUGAAAAGGAGCUGGUCAAUCAGUCUGGAUUAUGGGCUAGUGAUUGAUGGUGCAACCCUGACCCUGAUCUUGAAUCCUUCUCAAGACUCAUGUUCUGGCCACUACAAAAGCAUCUUCCUGCAGAUUUGCCUCAAAUGCACUGCCGUCCUGUGUUGCCGAAUGGCCCCUCUGCAGAAAGCACAGAUUGUUCGAAUGGUUAAGAAUUCAAAAGGCAACCCGAUAACUCUUGCGGUAGGAGAUGGUGCCAAUGAUGUUAGCAUGAUCUUGGAAGCUCAUGUUGGCAUAGGUAUCAAAGGCAAAGAGGGCCGCCAGGCAGCAAGGAACAGUGACUAUGCCAUCACCAAGUUUAAAGAUUUGAAAAAAUUACUGUUGGCGCAUGGGCAUUUGUACUAUGUUAGAAUAUCGCACCUCGUACAGUAUUUCUUCUACAAGAACCUUUGCUUCAUUUUUCCACAAUUUUUAUAUCAAUUCUUCUGUGGCUUCUCACAGCAGCCUCUCUAUGAUGCAGCUUACCUUACCAUGUUCAACAUCUGUUUUACAUCCCUGCCUAUUGUGGCCUACAGUCUACUGGAGCAACAUAUCCCGAUUGACACUUUGAUGUCCUUUCCAAAGCUAUAUAUGAAUGUUUCUGACAAUGCAAUGCUGCAGUUGAAGCCCUUCUUGUAUUGGACCUUCCUGGGCCUUUUUGAUGGCAUUGUGUUUUUCUUUGGUGGUUAUUUUCUUUUCUAUGAUAAUUCUUUAGAGGACAAUGGAAAGAUGUCUGGAAACUGGAGUUUUGGAACCAUGAUUUUUACAGUGCUAGUGUUCACUGUCACACUGAAGCUGGCAUUAGACACUCGUUUUUGGACGUGGAUAAACCACUUCGUCAUUUGGGGUUCAUUGGCGUUCUAUGUGUUUUUUUCAUUCUUCUGGGGAGGAAUCCUUUGGCCUUUUUUGAAGCACCAAAGAAUGUAUUUUGUAUUUGCCCAACUGCUGUCUUCAGUGUCCACCUGGCUGGCAAUAUUUUUCUUGGUGUUCCUCAGCCUUUUCCCAGAAAUCAUUAUGGUAAUCUUUAAAAAUACGAAAAGAAAAGGCCGCCAGAAAAGAGGGAGCUGUAAGACUGCAUGCAAUUCAGUGCCAGACAGACCAUCAGACAGACCUCUCCUUUUAAGAACAUUCUCAGACGAACCUAAUAUACUGUAACAGCCUGUUUCUUUGGAGCUGCCAGUAUUGGUGUCCUACAAACACAGGGAGAACGGCCACAUCUACUAAGCAAAGGCCAGAAACACCAUGACUCCUUUUACGGAAUGAUGCCCUCUCAGGAUUCUUCGGAUGCAAAGAUUAUAACCCCAGCAUGUGGGUUUAAAUUAACAGUGCUCUCUCUCUCUUUCUCUCUCUCUUCUACAAGCUGAGUAUCAGAAGCAAUCAAAAAGGAAGCCAAGAAAGUUGUUGCUUUUUAUUGUGGGUUUGUUCAAAUAAGGACAUUUUUUUGCUUUGUAUUUUUAAAAUAAUGGGGAAAAGUAGGGAGAGGUGUCUUAUAUUUCCCUUCUUUAAUCCCCAUAUUUGAAAAACUGACUUGCUACUCUGCUGAGAAAAUGUUGGAGAAAACUCCUUGAGAGAUUUUGGUACUUGGAAGACUAGUGGCCUGUUCUUCUGUGAUUCAGAUUCAUCCAAGAAAGGUGAAAUGCUGCUAAAGUUUUCUCUGUUUCGUUUCUUUGCCAUCCUGACCAAAGAAAUGGCAUGAGUUUAUGUUCCAAAGGGCCGUGUUCACAUUUUCUAUGAGCAUCACUAGAAAGAUCUUGUAUGUAGUUUGGUGGCUUGACCAUAAAUUAGAAUCAUGUAGAUGUACAUCUCUUGCUUACUCAGACACCACCACCCUACUCAGUCUGACAAGAAUUUUGCACCCCACAUUUAAGGCAGUUUUUUUUAAAGAAUGGUUGAUUUUUUUUUUUGCCCUAUACAUACAUUGACCCAUCAGAAAUACUUGAAAAAAUGGAAAGACUUUCUUUUUCCAGUGGUAUCCUUGUUCAUUUCAAACAUUAAGGUCUUCUCUGUUGAGUUUGGGUUGAAGAAUUCAAAAGUAACCAGUUUUCCAACACUUGCACAUUUGAAAGAUUUACUUUCUGUGGUCUAUUACUCUCUU
This is a messenger RNA of Sphaerodactylus townsendi, 4819 nucleotides long. It is a transcript of the gene ATP11C, whose product is annotated as ATPase phospholipid transporting 11C. The record is from RefSeq and is a predicted model, not a curated record. Gene Ontology annotation, cellular component: trans-Golgi network; plasma membrane; endoplasmic reticulum. The coding region runs from base 511 to 3879 and encodes 1122 amino acids. Lineage: Eukaryota; Metazoa; Chordata; Lepidosauria; Squamata; Sphaerodactylidae. Gene Ontology annotation, biological process: phospholipid translocation. Gene Ontology annotation, molecular function: ATP binding; ATPase-coupled intramembrane lipid carrier activity; magnesium ion binding. The transcript has 30 exons.